Xylona heveae TC161 is the source of this 570-nucleotide messenger RNA. RefSeq lists its product as hypothetical. Gene Ontology annotation, cellular component: RNA polymerase III complex. Gene Ontology annotation, biological process: termination of RNA polymerase III transcription; DNA-templated transcription. The record is from RefSeq and is a predicted model, not a curated record. The transcript is spliced from 4 exons. Bases 50 to 397 code for a protein of 115 amino acids. Lineage: Eukaryota; Fungi; Ascomycota; Xylonomycetes; Xylonales; Xylonaceae. Gene Ontology annotation, molecular function: zinc ion binding; DNA-directed RNA polymerase activity; nucleic acid binding.
GAUUCAUUUUGCUGAAAGCGCCUGUGUAUCCCUCUCGACGGUUACCAAAAUGCUCCUCUUUUGUCCAGCGUGCUCGAAUAGCUUAACCGUGUCGAGGUUAUAUUCGGACGGGUUUCCCAACGGCAUCAAUCGUUUGGAAUGUCGAACAUGCCCUUAUCAGUUCGUGCUGAAGAAUCGUUACUUUGAGAGGACCGAGAUGAAGAGAAAGGAAGUGGAGGAUGUCAUGGGCGGUGCUGGCGCUUGGGACAAUGUCGACAGCACUGAUGCGCAAUGUCCAGCUCAGGAUUGCGACGGCGACAAAGCCUACUUCUACAUGGUGCAGAUUCGAAGUGCAGACGAACCUAUGACGACUUUCCUAAAGUGUUGCAAGUGCGGUCACCGGUGGAAAGAGAAUUAGACAAGGUGUUUCUGGUAAUGAUGGGUAUAUACUUAAAUCUUGGCGAGGCGUUUAUUGUGUGGGUGCGGCGUACGGCAAUUGGAUCAUGCAUGCAAUGGGAUGCUACAACUUUUCCAUUCAGUUAUGAGUAUUAUAGGCAUAGUUUUGCGAGGAUAUCAUCCAUGAACGCCAGA